ACUCAAUUAUCUCCAUGAAAUAAUAAAUUAGCUGACGUAAUGCUUCGAACCUAGUUCACCGGCACCACUGUCGUAUUCGUAUUCCCGUAGAUUCAGCGUUACGGUAGACAGCAUCAGACUUGCUCACAGCGAAUUAAGUAUUCGACAAUUAUUACACGGAAAUGGCUUUAAGGUGGGGUAUAGUAAGCGCCGGAAGAAUCUCUAACGAUUUUACGUGCGCUCUACAAACUCAUCCCGAGGCACAUCACAAGGUUGUGGCAGUGGCGGCGCGAAAGUUAGGUGAUGCCCAAGAAUUCGCUACACGUCAUAACAUACCAAAGGCGUACGGCAGUUAUGAAGACCUCGCAAAGGAUAAGGACGUAGAUGUAGUCUACAUUGGUUCAAUAAAUCCGUCACAUUUAACUUUAUCGAAACUGAUGUUGGAUCAUGGAAAACACGUACUGUGCGAAAAACCCUUGACAAUGAACAAGAAGGAAACUGAAGAAUUAAUCGGUCAUGCCAAAGCCAAGGGCCUAUUUUUGAUGGAGGCGAUUUGGUCGCGCACAUUUCCAAUUUAUGAUGUUCUCACGGAACAGAUUGCAAAUGGUGCCAUUGGAGAUGUUCUACAGGUGAACGUGGAGUUUGGGUUUCCUUUGACGUCAGUCGAUCGUGUGAACGUAAAGGAGCUUGGAGGAAGUGCGACUUUGGACAUUGGGGUUUACGCCUUGCAGUUUUCACAGUAUGUUUAUAGAGGAUUAAAGCCUGUAAGUGUUACAGCUUCAGGCAAUUUGAAUAAACAUGGUGUGGACGAUACAGCCAGUAUUAUUCUUAUGUACCCAAAUGGACGUACUAGUGUACUAACACUCAAUACACGUGUGCAACUAGCGAACUGUGCAACUGUAUACGGAACAAAAGGGAUGCUCAAGAUUCCGUUAUUUUGGUCUCCAUCCACUAUGGUCACACCAUCGGGAACUGUGCAACGUGAAUUACCGGUUUCUACAGCUAAAUAUAAUUUUCUAAAUAGCAAUGGAUUAGCUUACGAAGCGGAGGAAGUUCGACACUGUCUUGCGCAAGGUCUUACUGAAAGCCCCAAAGUGACACAUGCCGAAUCACUUGAAUUGGCGGAGCUAAUGGAUACAGUGAGAAAAGCUAUAGGAGUAUAUUUUCCACAAGAUGGUUAACGUUUGUGUCCCAGCUUUUAUUUCUAAUGGCUUUUAUAUACCGAAAUUACAACAAAUGUAGUGGAGAAUAAAAAUAAAUAAUGACGAAACCAA
Photinus pyralis (common eastern firefly) is the source of this 1253-nucleotide messenger RNA. Its product is annotated as trans-1,2-dihydrobenzene-1,2-diol dehydrogenase-like. Lineage: Eukaryota; Metazoa; Arthropoda; Insecta; Coleoptera; Lampyridae. Bases 162 to 1160 code for a protein of 332 amino acids. The transcript is spliced from 6 exons. The record is from RefSeq and is a predicted model, not a curated record. Gene Ontology annotation, molecular function: nucleotide binding.